Messenger RNA from Penaeus chinensis, 950 nucleotides. RefSeq names its product 5-hydroxytryptamine receptor-like. Gene Ontology annotation, cellular component: membrane. Gene Ontology annotation, molecular function: G protein-coupled receptor activity; dopamine neurotransmitter receptor activity, coupled via Gi/Go. Gene Ontology annotation, biological process: adenylate cyclase-activating adrenergic receptor signaling pathway. The transcript has a single exon. The coding region runs from base 160 to 942 and encodes 260 amino acids. Lineage: Eukaryota; Metazoa; Arthropoda; Malacostraca; Decapoda; Penaeidae. The record is from RefSeq and is a predicted model, not a curated record.
GCGAGCACGGACCGCCCUCCGCCCCGUCAGCCUCUCACAGUGUGGAGCCUCGCUCGCCCGCCGCUGUGUCGCCCGACGCGUGUCGCACCACCUGCCAACCACCUGCUCCGUCUAGGCCUACCAUCACAGUGAAGAGGUGCUCGGUGUGGGUGACACAACAUGUCACCCACACUACAGCCACCCCCGUCGCCUCGCGCCCCACCUGUGGGAGCCACCUCCAUACCCGCUGGCCUACCCGCGGGGAUGCGCUCCCUGGCGCAGACAUUGCCCGUUUUAAAGGUGCCCACGUUAAAGUUGGAGGAGGAGGAGGAUGUGGGCGAGCUUCAGUACGCGGGCGGCGUGGUGAACGGGCAAGAGGAGUUGGCGACGGUUGCCUCCAACGCCGCCACGUCCGUCGUCACCGAGAUGGUUAGCCUGUGUUUGGACUACGAAAAUUGCACCAACAUGACGCAGCCGAUGAUGGACAACUGCACCAUGAACUGUACCGUGGAAGUGGACAGCGAGAACGCAGAGCGGAACUACUGGACGCUGCUUCUCUUGCUGUUCCCGGUGUUCACGAUCUUCGGUAACAUCCUGGUGCUCAUGUCAGUGUAUAAAGAACGUUCCCUGCAGACGGUCACGAAUUACUUAAUCAUGUCGCUCGCGGUCGCCGACUUGCUGUUGGCCGCCCUCGUCAUGCCCUUCGCAGUCUACUAUCUGGUAAGUCAGGCGCUUGGGCUCUCAAUGCCUCACUCUCAGAGGCCUCAUCUAAAGGGCAUAAUCAUGGGUCUUGUUUACUUCACUCGAAAUGAUAUGCAACGAUUAGUAUGUAUGUGUGUGUGCGAUUUGGCGAAGUUAUUCGUUCUAUCGCAUUUACACAGGUGUAUGCAAACCUCUAGUUUCCAUGAUGAUCAAUGGCAUAUUCCCGUACGCCGGAGGACCUUGAUUCGAUUAUUUAUAUAAAUAAAUAU